GUGUUAAAGCGUAAUUUUUAUCCUCAACGUUCUGUGUGAAUAUUUAAAGUUCCACAGAAAAGAACCGAAUUAAUAUGGUUGUUGUUUUAAAGAUAUAUACAUUGUAACAUAGGCUGCCAAACAAGGAGCUUUAGUGGUUGCCGCCAUAGACUUUGGGACAACCUACUCUGGUUGGGCGUUUUCAUUCAAACAUGAAUACAAAAGGGAUCCGCUCAAAGUUUCUGCAAAACUAUGGAGUGGAGGCCAGCUAACUUCUCAAAAAGGUCCAACAUGUAUUCUGAUCAGACCAGACGGUGAAAGAGUUGAAGCGUUCGCGUUUGAGGCGGAAACUCGCUACAGCGAUUUGAGCGUGGACAAUGAACACAAGGAAUGGUACUACUUCCGAAGAUUCAAAAUGGUCGCUAUGGCAAAAGGCACGAAAUCAUCUGUGAAGUAACUGGCAAUUGGAACCGUGGGACUACGUUUCCGAAAACACGAUGGUUGGACUUCUUUUCUUAAUCUUAUCUCUAGCAAAAUGUGUUCUCUGUGAAUGGCCUACGUAUGCAGAAAACACAACGGAAGUACUGGACAAGCUGCUAACCAACUACCGGAAGGAGAUCCGACCGGGACUGGGCGGAAAACCACUUGUGAUAGAAACUGACAUGAUGAUUCGGAGCAUUGGUCAAAUUUCAGAAAGUAACAUGGACUAUUCCUUCCAAUGCUACUUCCGGCAGCGUUGGACAGACGAAAGACUGAAAUUCAAGAUUCAUAAUAUAACGGAGGUAACGUUGAAUAACCUCUUCCUGUCGCUCAUCUGGAAGCCCAACACGUACUUCCUGAACGGACAAAAGUCACAUCAGCACAAUAUCCCCAGACCGAACCUCUUCGUCCGAAUACGUAACGACGGAAGGGUAUAUUUGUCAAGAAGACUGACGGUGAAGGCAGCCUGUCCGAUGCGGCUGGGCCUCUAUCCCAUGGACAAGCCUGUGUGCCCUCUCGUGCUCGGAAGCUAUGGCUACACGAAGGACGACGUAUUGUACAUGUGGAAAUACGGCAACAACGUCUCCGUCGAGUUGAUGAGAGACGUACGUCUAGCCCAGUUUGACAUCAUUGACGUCACCACGAGUAAUAACACGGAGGCUACACCAUUCGGGGAAUUCUCCAUUUUGAAAGUGUACAUUUACUUUGAGCGCCGUAUUGGGUUCUUCAUCCUGCAGAUUUACCUCCCUUGUUCCAUGAUCACGUGCCUCUCCUGGGUCACGUUCUGGAUAAACAGGGAUGCCGCGCCUGCACGCGUUCUUCUAGGCGUCACCACGAUUCUUGCGACGGCCGGUAUAGGAAUGACGGUGCGGGAGGGCCUGCCGCGCGUCUCCUACGCGACCGCCCUCGAUACAUACCUGAAUGUCUGUAUCGUCUUCGAGAUGGCCGCCAUGAUCGAGUACGCUGCCGUCAACUACUUCACCAAGGUGCUGCCGCUAGAGGGCGGCGCGGACAGUGAUGAGGAGGCGGAGGCCGGGCCGCAGGUCGGAAAACACCCGGACACGGAAGAACAGGGCGUCCUGCAUCAAACUGAGAGCAAUGACAACGGUUCUACGGACAAACCAACGAUCAGCACACAGAGUGCGAAAACGUCCUUCAAACUGCGCACUACGGAUUCUUGUCGAAAGAAUAGGCGGCGGCGCAGGACCAGGUUCGGAGCGAUGUUACUGUAUUGUCUGACCGGAGACCUCAAGUAUAGGUCAGCUCUAAGAGGGAAAGGAAACGCGCAAGCCGGGAAUGCAGUUAGCGACAUCGACGUGUGGUGCAGAUACGUUUUCCCCGGAACGUUUUUGUUGUUUAACAUUUCUUAUUGGAUUUCUUAUCUGUUCAUAUUUUGAUAACCGUUCGCCCUUUAUAUAGUUUGAUGACUUAUUAUCAAGACAGCUAUGAAACGAUCUUCAAUACAGGCCUGUGCGUG
Molecule: messenger RNA, 1936 nt
Organism: Dreissena polymorpha
Lineage: Eukaryota; Metazoa; Mollusca; Bivalvia; Myida; Dreissenidae
Product: gamma-aminobutyric acid receptor subunit alpha-6-like
Exons: 12
Coding region: 477-1856 (459 amino acids)
Biological process (GO): nervous system process; monoatomic ion transmembrane transport; chemical synaptic transmission
Cellular component (GO): neuron projection; membrane; synapse
Molecular function (GO): neurotransmitter receptor activity; extracellular ligand-gated monoatomic ion channel activity; GABA-A receptor activity
Source: RefSeq, a predicted model, not a curated record